GAUACUUCCUAAUGGAGUAAUUAAAAGGAACGUCACGUCACAAUAUAAGUCAUGGACCACCAGACAAACAAACAGCUCGCUGAGCUGCUGGAAGAUCCACUUGUACAUAGUAUAUCCUCAAAAGUUAGACGAUCGACCUGCUGUGGUUACACACACUGCUGGAUUCAAUGGAGGUCACUGAGAAAGAAAACCCCCUGUUUUGGACGUUGCGCAACAUCGAACCAACUUACUGGGACGAAUAUAUCGCCACACGGCCUGUCUACGAUGAGAAGAUAUUCCAGCGCAUAUAUGACUAUCAUGCCAGCCAUUCCCAGCCUCGUUUAGCUGCACUAGAUAUUGGUACGGGUUCUGGCUCUGCCAUAUGGCCUCUGACCAAACAAUUCGGCCACGUCGUCGCUAGCGACAAUGAUCCCAUUAGCUUGACUUUCGCACAACGGAAAUACUUAACUUUGCCUUCUGGGCGUCUCUCCUACACCCUAUCUUCGGGAGAGGACCUUCUACAGCACCACUUGCCUGGUUCUUUUGAUCUUGUCACUUGUGCCGAGACAUUCCCGUUGAUGGAUACGCAGACAGCAUUAGACAACAUCUCCACCCUGCUACGUCCUGGUGGCACCCUCGCAGUCUGGUUUUACGGCCCGCCAUUCUUCACCGAGGCAGGAUUUGCGCCUAGAUGUCAAGAAAUCCUAGAUUCCAUCAUGGACCACAAUUUCCGCCCUAUAGUCAGUGGUGGCGGGGAGGCUCGGAGGAAGAGUUGGAAGCGCGCUGCUGAUGGGAAGUUCAGCUGGCUGGAUUACAUCCCUUUUGCCUCAGAUACAUGGUCGGAUAUACGCCGUCACAAAUGGAACACGCAUGCUAGACUCUCAUUCUUUACUCGUCGUGCGUGCGACUUUCCUGUGGAACCAGUUUGCAAUGUUGGACCGGAGGAAGCAGUUAGCACAGAGCAAGACCUUGCCUUCUGGGAAGUUAGUUGGGAUGUGGAAAUGCUGAGAAAGUUCGUAAGGGCAAGCUUUCCGAAGCCAAACGAAUUAACUGAACCGGAUAAUACGAUGGAUGGACUGUUUGAACAGCUAGCCCGAGCAAUGGGCGAACACAAUGCACAGAGGAAGCUUUCGUGGCCAGCUGUGCUGAUUCUAGCAGAAAAGAGCGGAUAGUUAGAGAACUAGUUUCGAAAGGCGAACCGUACACAUGGUCUAAGCAUUCCACAAUUUAUCACGAACU
Daldinia caldariorum is the source of this 1218-nucleotide messenger RNA. Its product is annotated as S-adenosyl-L-methionine-dependent methyltransferase. Lineage: Eukaryota; Fungi; Ascomycota; Sordariomycetes; Xylariales; Hypoxylaceae. The record is from RefSeq and is a predicted model, not a curated record. Gene Ontology annotation, molecular function: S-adenosylmethionine-dependent methyltransferase activity. The transcript has a single exon. Bases 168 to 1151 code for a protein of 327 amino acids.